Penicillium taxi is the source of this 600-nucleotide messenger RNA. Its product is annotated as mitochondrial 54S ribosomal protein mL58. The coding region runs from base 1 to 600 and encodes 199 amino acids. Gene Ontology annotation, cellular component: mitochondrial large ribosomal subunit. Gene Ontology annotation, molecular function: structural constituent of ribosome. The transcript has a single exon. NCBI's taxonomy places the organism in Eukaryota, Fungi, Ascomycota, Eurotiomycetes, Eurotiales, Aspergillaceae. The record is from RefSeq and is a predicted model, not a curated record.
AUGGCUACCUCAAUUGUCACCCCAAAGCGGCCCUUAGUUACUUUGCCGUUUCUCCUUCCUUCUUGCACAAAAUCCCUCGCACCAGCCUCCCAGCGCUAUCAAUCUUCAUACAGGCGUACUAAGCUACGUCUCCGCGUCAAGCCUGAUGCUUCAUUCGGCAAAUCAGACCUGAAACAAGACCACAUCAUCUACAAUCCGCCAUCCAGUGUUCCAUCGGUCUAUCACACCCCGACCAAGUUCCUGCCUGUUGAUGAUGUUCGACGGACAAUGCGCACUGUCACUGCUCCAAUCGAUGUCAAUGCUCUCCCAAACUUGCGCACACGCGAAAACAAAACGCCUCAAUAUAAUUUGACACCAACCGAAAUCGAAGAAAUUCGCUCACUUCGCCUGAGCGACCCGAUGAUCUGGAGCCGACAAAAACUGGCCAAACGUUUCGGUUGCUCUCCAUUCUUCGUUGCUAUGGUCUGUGAAGCUAGCAAGGAGAAGAAGGAUAUUCAAAAGCAGGUGCUAGAAGCCGUUCAAUCCCAAUGGGGACAGAAGCGGCGGAUGGCCAGAGAAGACCGACAGUUGCGCCGGGAGGGCUGGGCUCGUGAUGAAUGA